This is a messenger RNA of Vigna radiata var. radiata (mung bean), 5531 nucleotides long. Its product is annotated as DNA-directed RNA polymerase I subunit 1. The transcript has 21 exons. The record is from RefSeq and is a predicted model, not a curated record. Gene Ontology annotation, cellular component: RNA polymerase I complex. Gene Ontology annotation, biological process: DNA-templated transcription. Lineage: Eukaryota; Viridiplantae; Streptophyta; Magnoliopsida; Fabales; Fabaceae. Bases 128 to 5266 code for a protein of 1712 amino acids. Gene Ontology annotation, molecular function: DNA binding; DNA-directed RNA polymerase activity.
AAUAAAACCCUUCAUUCCUAAAACCUCUCAAAUAAAAACCUAUUUCUUCUUCAAACAACAGACCUUUCUUCUUCGUUUUGUAUUUCUCCCAUAAACCCUUGACGGCACCUGCUUUGACGGCGCCACCAUGGUGCUCUACACCGAGAGUGCGACGAAUUCCGUUAAGGCGGUGGCGUUCAGUUUUUUAACGAGCGACGACUUGCAGCGGAGUAGUCUAGUGAAGAUAACGAAUCCGAUUUUGCUAAAUGCUUUGCUUCACCCUGUGCCUGGUGGACUAUACGAUCCAGCUAUGGGCCCGCUGGAUGACAAGUCCCCUUGUAAGUCAUGUGGUCAAGCUUCUAAACUUUGCCCAGGUCAUUUUGGUCAUAUUGAACUUGUUUCUCCUGUCUACAAUCCUUUGAUGUUCAAUAUUCUUAGCAGUAUUAUACAGAGAACUUGUUUCUCUUGCUAUCAUUUUCAAGCUAGCAGAAGAGAGGUGGAUAUGCGUACUACCCAAUUGGAGCUCAUAAUGAAAGGGGAUAUUAUCAGGGCCAAAAGUUUAGAUUCUACUAAUUUAGAUGAAUUCACACACUCAGGUGAUGGUGAUGAGAAUCACGGUUGUAGUGUCGAGCAACAGGGAGAAAAUUGGACCUCCGUUCAAUUUAGUGAGACAAUGUCUGUUCUAAAGAAGUUUCUGAAGCGGCAAUAUAAAAAGUGUCAAAAUUGUGGAGUUGUAAAUCCUAAAAUCAGUAAACCAACCUUUGGAUGGUUUCACGUGAAUGACCUCUCUGCUGAUGCGAGUAGAGCAAAUAUCAUCAGAGUUCUGGAAAGUGAAAUAAACAAUGAUGACAUGUCUUUAGGUGGUGGGGAGACUACAGAUGAAGGAGAUAUAUCAUCUGUUGAGGCUGUUAAAAGAGAUAAAAGAAAAAAGGGGAAUUUGUCUCACAAGCUAGCUGCACAAAAUAAACUUCCUGGGUCGUUGCUACCAUCACAGGUUAAAUAUAUUUUAAAGUGUUUGUGGGAAAACGAGGCCAGACUCUGCUCUUAUAUCAGUGAUAUUCAAGAUCAGGGGUUUGGAAAGAAAGCUGGUCACUCAAUGUUCUUUCUAGAGAAUAUUUUUGUGCCCCCAAUCAAAUUCCGACCCCCAGCUAAAGCAGGUGAUGAUGUGAUGGAACAUCCUCAAACUGUUUUGCUGACUAAGGUUUUACAAGGCAACAUAUCCUUAGGAGAUGCCCAUAUAAAUAAGUUAGAUUCCUCUAAAGUGCUAAGCCGGUGGAUGGAUCUUCAGCAAUCUGUUAACUUGCUAUUCGACAGUAAAACUGCUUCUGGCCAGAGAGAUGUGGGUGCUGGCAUUUGUCAAUUGCUAGAGAAGAAAGAAGGCAUCUUUCGCCAGAAAAUGAUGGGAAAGAGGGUUAAUUUUGCAUGCCGAUCUGUCAUAUCACCAGAUCCUUAUUUGGCAGUCAAUGAAAUUGGGAUACCCCCAUAUUUUGCUUUAAGAUUAUCCUAUCCUGAGAGAGUGACUCCUUGGAAUGCCAUGAAGUUAAGAAAUGCUAUCCUUAAUGGCCCUGACUCCCAUCCUGGUGCUACACACUAUUCUGAUAAACAAGCAACAGUCAAGCUUCAACGGAAUCCAAAGUUGCUUUCUAUGAUAUCAAGAAAGUUACCUUCGUCAAGAGGAGUUAUUUUGGAUCAAGGGAAGAUUUCUGAUCAGGAAUUUGAAGGGAAAGUUGUGUAUCGCCACUUGAAGGAUGGUGAUGUUGUGCUUGUCAAUAGACAGCCAACACUCCAUAAACCUAGUAUAAUGGCUCAUAUAGUUCGUGUUCUGAAGGGGGAAAAAACUGUACGGAUGCACUAUGCAAAUUGCAGUACUUAUAAUGCUGAUUUUGAUGGCGAUGAGAUUAAUGUACAUUUUCCACAAGAUGAAAUUUCUCGGGCUGAAGCUUACAAUAUUGUAAAUGCUAACAAUCAAUAUGUGAAACCUACCAGUGGGGAUCCAAUCAGAGCUUUAAUUCAGGAUCAUAUUGUGAGUGCUUCUCUUCUUACCAAAAAGGAUACUUUCAUAACUUAUGAAGAGUUCAAUCAAUUACUAUAUAGUUCUGGUGUAUCUAUGGCUGGGGUAGGCUCAUUCUCUGGCAAACACGGGCAGAAAGUUUUCAUGACAAAUUCUGAGUGUGAAAUGAUUUUGUUUCCUCCAGCAAUAUGGAAGCCUGAACCCCUAUGGACAGGAAAACAGGUUAUCAGUGCAUUGCUAUACUAUAUCACCAGAGGUUCACCACCAUUUACUGUUGAGAAGAAUGCAAAAAUCCCAUCAAAUUUUUUCAAAACUCAGGUCAGGGAGGGAGAAAGAUAUACACGUGAUAAGUCAAGAGACAAGGAUUUGCCUGAUGAGGAUAAAUUAUUGAUAUAUAACAAUAAUUUGGUGCGAGGUGUGGUUGAUAAGGCUCAAUUUGGUGACUAUGGUAUAAUACAUACAGUGCAAGAAUUUUAUGGAUCGAAUGUUGCUGGUAACCUACUCUCAGCAUUAAGUCGGUUGUUUACUUCCUUUUUACAGAUGCACGGGUUCACAUGUGGAGUAGAUGAUCUUAUGAUAAUAGAAGAAAAGGAUGUUGAAAGAAUGAAUCAACUAAGCAGUUGUGAGGAAAUUGGUGACAUUGUUCAUCGGGAAUUCAUUGGAGUAAUGAAUGGUGAUAAUAUAGAUACAACCACAAUGCAGUUGAAUAUUGAGAAAAAGGUACGCAGUAAUGGAGAAGCAGCCUUAACAUACCUGGACAGAAAAAUGAUAAGCAAUCUUAACUCAAGAACAAGCUCAGGAAUAUUAAAGGAGCUACUAUCUGAAGGAAUAUUGAAACCUUCAGGAAAAAAUUGUAUUUCUCUUAUGACUACAUCUGGAGCUAAGGGUAGUAUGGUGAAUUUCCAGCAGAUAUCUUCUCAUCUAGGUCAGCAAGAGUUGGAAGGAAAACGAGUCCCACGCAUGGUUUCUGGAAAGACCUUGCCCUGCUUUGCUCCCUGGGAUUGUUCCCCCAGAGCAGGAGGGUUCAUUAUUGACCGGUUUCUUACAGGCCUUCAUCCGCAGGAGUACUACUUUCAUUGCAUGGCUGGUCGUGAGGGGUUAGUUGAUACUGCUGUCAAAACAUCUCGCAGUGGGUACCUGCAAAGAUGCUUGAUGAAAAACCUUGAGUGUCUUAAAGUUUGUUAUGAUCAUACUGUCCGAGAUGCUGAUGGUUCGAUUAUUCAGUUUCUCUAUGGAGAAGAUGGUGUUGACGUCCAUCAGACUAGCUUUAUCAACAAAUUUGAAGCAUUGUCAACUAAUAAAGAAUUGGUUUAUAGCAACUGUUGCCGUCAGCUAGACAGAUCAAGUCCAUAUAUUAACAAAUUGCCUGAUACUCUUAAAGGAAAAGCAGAGAAUUUCUUUCGUGACUCCUUAAAACAGAGAAAUCUUGGUUUGAAACGACGAGAUUUCUUAAAGUUGAUGGAGCAUAAGUAUGUCUCUUGUCUUGCUCAACCAGGUGAAUCGGUUGGUGUAUUAGCUUCUCAGUCUGUCGGUGAACCUGCAACACAGAUGACUUUGAAUACUUUCCACCUUGCUGGUCGAGGUGAAAUGAACGUGACACUUGGAAUUCCACGUUUGCAAGAAAUUGUCAUGGCUGCUUCACGUGAUAUCAAAACUCCGUUUAUGACAUGCCCCUUGAGACCGAAUAAAUCUAUGGAAGAUGCUAUUUGUCUUGCCGACAAAUUGAAGAAAAUCACUGUAGCUGACAUAAUUAAAAGUAUGAAGGUUUCUGUUGUACAAGUAACAGUUCAUGCUGGUCAGAUUUGCAGUAUAUAUAAACUUGUGAUGAAGCUAUAUAAACCUAAACAGUAUCCAAAAUACACUGAUAUUACCCUUGAAGAUUGGGAGGACACUUUGAGAGUUUCCUUUGUGAGAGAGUUGGAGGAUGCUAUUGAAAGUCACAUGGCACUGCUUUCUAAAAUUAGUGGCAUAAAAAAAUUCAAGACAGAUCCACAAUCAAAUUAUUCACACAGCUCAAAAAAUGAUCAUAGCAAUGAAUCAGAAUCAGAGACAAAAGGCAAAAAUAAGGAUGAUGAUGAUGAUGAAGAUGGUGUUGUUGAAGACACUGAAGGGUAUGAAGAUCUUGGAUCAGAUGCGCAAAAGAGAAAACGGCAAGGUAUUGAUGAGGUUGAUUAUGAGGAUGGUCCGGAAGAGGAAAUACAUGACGGUGAGCAGUCAGAGGAAACUGAAAAUGAUGAGGAUGGCAGUGAUGUGGAUGUUAAUGAGAAUGAUAAUGACAUGACACUUGAUGCUAAUAAUUCUGAAGGACUUGAAAAAUCAUCCAAGUUCAAGCCCAUUGUUGAAAAAAAUAGUUUGAAACGGGAAAAGAAAAAAUCUAAACCGGAAGAGAAAAUACAUGACGGUGAGCAGUCAGAGGAAACUGAAAAUGAUGAGGAUGGCAGUGAUGUGGAUGUUAAUGAGAAUGAUAAUGACAUGACACUUGAUGCUAAUAAUUCUGAAGGACUUGAAAAAUCAUCCAAGUUCAAGCCCAUUGUUGAAAAAAAUAGUUUGAAACGGGAAAAGAAAAAAUCUAAAGCAAUAACAAAAAAAUAUGACAGGGCAGUUUUUGUGAAAGCUAAAGGGAUGCAUUUCGAGAUCCACUUUAAAUUUACUGGUGAACCACAUAUUUUGUUAGCGCAGAUUGCUCAGAGAGCAGCCAAGAAGGUUUGCAUUCAAAAUUUUGGAAGGGUUGGUGAAUGUAAAGCUAUUACAUGUAAAGAAAGUGGAGUAAUCUACUAUGGUGAAGAUGGCAGGAAUAGGGAUGAUAUUCCAGCCUCGGUGAAAGAAAAAAUACAAGCACUGCAGACAUCAGGGAUACAUUUUAAAACAUUCUGGGAGUUGCAAGAUGAUCUUGAUGUUAGGUAUAUUUAUUCAAACAGCGUUCAUGCUAUGCUAAGUGUUUAUGGGGUGGAAGCAGCCAGGGAAACCAUCAUUAGGGAAGUACAAAAUGUUUUCAAAUCUUAUGGGAUAUCAGUAAAUAUCCGGCACUUGACACUCAUUGCUGACUUUAUGACGCACUCUGGUGGCUAUAGUCCUAUGAACAGAACGGGGAGCAUAGCAGACUGCACAUCCCCUUUCAUAAAAAUGUGCUUUGAGACAGCUUCCAAAUUUAUUGUUGAGGCAGCUUAUCAUGGGCAGGUGGACAACUUGGAGACACCAUCUUCCCGAAUUUGUCUUGGUUUGCCUGUGAAGGUGGGAACUGGGUGCCAUGAUUUGAUACAGAAGCUUGAGAUAUGAUGUAGCUGGCAUGUUCUUCAACACUAGACCUUUGGCCCCCACAUGCCUGCAGAUCAUGCCAAAUUUUGAUACCAUAACUGCACUACUAAGACAAUUUCUGAGUCCAUUUUUGUCUGGUUCGAAAUUAAAUUUUUUGAGGUAGAAGUCGCAUAGUUUGAAAUGCCAUUCAUUAUCCCGUAUGUACACUUAGGUGCUAUAAUGACUAGUGUUCCUGUGGCCUUGAUUUUCUGGUUGGUCUAUAUAAUUUGAUUGUUUUUCUUCAACA